GCCAACAAUACCUCACGACCACAACGAUAUCGACACGAAGAUGACCACAUCCACGACAGACACUACAAUGGCCGAUGCAUCGGUACCUUCGGUCGACAUUUCCUCCUCCAAUUCUGACAGACUUCCCACGACGGUCGAAAAGCCCACACCGUACACAUACGACCUCGCAUAUCUCACCGCCACAGACCCGAACCCUCUCCCGUCCACGAGCGCUCUUCUCUCACAAUCCUACACCGCCCGCAACACCAGCUUACAGAGCGUCGCCCGCGACGGAGCCCAGACCCUCCUCAACACCUUGCUGACGACCUGUUCGAUAACCUCGACCCCCGACGGUCUCUUGAUGACCCUGCCACCUCCCGUCACGCAACUGCCGCGGUGGAAACCGCUGCCGAAGCCGAAGGCCCCCACCAAGUGGGAACUGUUCGCCCGGAAAAAGGGCAUCGGCAAGUACGCGGGCAACCUCCACGGCGGCGCGGCCCUGGAGGACCGGAAGAAGAAUCUGGUCUACGACGAGGAGACCGGCGAGUGGGUGAAGAAGUGGGGUUACAAGGGUAGGAACAAGGCCGCCGAGAACGAGUGGCUCGUCGAACUCGACGACGACAAGGCCGCAAGGGAGAGCGAGGGCAAGAACGUGAGGACGGAAGGGCGAAGGGAACGCGUCGAACGGAUGAGGCGCCAGGACCGACGACAGAGGAACAACGAGCGAAGGAAUAAAAAGAGCAAAGUCGGUUGAGUUUUGAGAUCAAGAGGAUCAUGGCGGUGCUGAUGCCUACACUGCAACUUGACGGAGGAAGAUCCUCUCAUAUGACCUAGACGAAGUUUUUCAAUACCCUCAUACGACAUGACGGCGUAUCUCUCUUGUGGACUGCAGUAUGCUGUACACACGAAGAUACUCCGUAUGUCAAGGGUUGACAAUGGACCAGCUCAGAUUUCAUCAAGUCAGAUGCAGAUGGGCUGCUUUGCAUACCCGUACAGUCAGGCACGGAAUCAAGACUUCGAGGCCGUCGCUCGUUAAACAGGUGGAAACGAGAAUAGCGUAUCCAAUCUUGCACGGCCUUCGGCUUCUUCUAUUCAAAUCUCGCAAGGCUCGUGGGUCUUCACAUC
Messenger RNA from Exophiala oligosperma, 1104 nucleotides. RefSeq lists its product as uncharacterized. Gene Ontology annotation, cellular component: nucleolus; preribosome, large subunit precursor; nucleus. The coding region runs from base 41 to 733 and encodes 230 amino acids. NCBI's taxonomy places the organism in Eukaryota, Fungi, Ascomycota, Eurotiomycetes, Chaetothyriales, Herpotrichiellaceae. The record is from RefSeq and is a predicted model, not a curated record. Gene Ontology annotation, biological process: endonucleolytic cleavage in ITS1 to separate SSU-rRNA from 5.8S rRNA and LSU-rRNA from tricistronic rRNA transcript (SSU-rRNA, 5.8S rRNA, LSU-rRNA); ribosomal large subunit biogenesis; ribosome biogenesis. Gene Ontology annotation, molecular function: protein binding. The transcript has 2 exons.